This is a messenger RNA of Hippoglossus stenolepis (Pacific halibut), 1178 nucleotides long. RefSeq names its product snaclec 7-like. The transcript has 5 exons. Lineage: Eukaryota; Metazoa; Chordata; Actinopteri; Pleuronectiformes; Pleuronectidae. The record is from RefSeq and is a predicted model, not a curated record. The coding region runs from base 193 to 621 and encodes 142 amino acids.
UUGCUUUUCAAAUGAGGCUUUGAGGUUAAUACGAGAGCUGAGUGUGAGUUUAGAGCCUGUUUCACUGAGACGAGCCGUCAGCACAGCACCGAGAGAAGGAAUCACCAGCAUCGAAAGCACAAGAUCGCAAUCCUCCAGACAGCAGCACAACUUUCAGCGGACUGAAACAACCUGUCAUCCAACGCAGCGAAGAUGCAGUGGAGUCUGCUUCUGCUCAUUCUGAUGGGUCAGUGUUAUUUCGUCAUGUGUGUUGAUCAUAAAGAUAAUAUGACACUGAUCAAAGAAGAGAAGACCUGGCAGGAGGCCUUGGAUCACUGCAGAGAGAAUCACCAUGACCUGGUCUCCAUCACCAACCAGACACAGCAGCAAUCGGUCCAAGAGAAAGUCAAGAAUGCCAAGAUGACAAACGAGGCCCAGACUGAUUUCAUCUGGCUGGGGCUGCGCUACACCUGCACCCUGGGCACCUGGUUCUGGGUCAAUGGUGAGAUACUCAGCUAUGACAACUGGAAUUCAAUACAAAGUCAUAACUGUGACUCUGCAGCAGCCAUGCAGAAAAAAGACCCCCAUAAGUGGGUCGAAAAGAAGGACAAUCAGACGUUUAAUUUCAUUUGUGUCGAUUAGAAAGUGUUAAACCCACCUGACCGCAGUGGGGACACUUUUCAUAUAUCUGGGGUAUUUUUUUUCUUUGCUACAAUACUGUAUAUGCACAUUCUGCUCUCUGGGUUUAUUGAACAGCAAUAUGACAAACGUAGAAAUUACUAACAGACAUUUGAUUGCUUCUACGUAUUUAAAAAAUAUUUAAUCUUUUUCGUUAACAUCUGGUGAUGGUUAUAAAAUGUGUGAGACCGUAUUUGAUUUACUCUGAUAUUAAUAAUAUAUAUUUCUGCAAGUCCAUGUGAAGUAAUAAAAGUCUUUUGGGAUAAACCAUGAUCCUCUCUUACCCUGAUUUCAAUUCACAUGAGUGUUGAGAUUUUUCAUCAUGUGUGAAACAGCUGAAUGUUGUGAUGGGAUUCUACAAUCAGGUUGGUUUAUUUAAAAUAUCUUGAUGGUCCUGAAACCUUUGACUCAGCUUGAGAGUUUUCUUACACAGUUUCUUAAUCUUUAAUCAAGUAGACAACAAAGACUGCGUCUGAUUUUACUUGGUUUGUUGAACGUCAAUAAAGAGCUUGUGAAAAUGU